Molecule: messenger RNA, 1050 nt
Organism: Mangifera indica (mango)
Lineage: Eukaryota; Viridiplantae; Streptophyta; Magnoliopsida; Sapindales; Anacardiaceae
Product: cinnamoyl-CoA reductase-like SNL6
Exons: 4
Coding region: 50-970 (306 amino acids)
Molecular function (GO): oxidoreductase activity, acting on the CH-OH group of donors, NAD or NADP as acceptor
Source: RefSeq, a predicted model, not a curated record
CUACCUGGCUUGUUUUCUUUAAGUUUCAGAGGUUAAAAAGUUUGGUAUAAUGGCACCUGCAGCUUAUGAUUUUCAUUAUACACCGAACACAGUGUGUGUAAUGGAAGCCUCCGGCCACCUCGGCUCCACCCUGGUUCAGCGGCUUCUCCAAAGAGGUUACACCGUCCACGUUGUUAUUCAAAACAAUGGCCAUUUGAAAUUGAAUAAACUUUGUGGCGAUUAUAACAAGAAGCUGAAGAUUUUUAAAGCGGACCCGUUUGAUUAUCACAGCAUUGUUGAAGCGUUGAGAGGUUGUUCUGGUUUGUUUUACACGUUUGAGGCUCCACAAGAUCAAACCACAUAUGAUGAAUUUACUGCUGAAGAGGAAGUGAGAGCGGCUCACAAUGUGCUAGAAGCCUGCGCACAAACAGAAAAAAUCGACAAAGUUGUAUUCACAUCUUCAGCAACUGCUGUUUUCUGGAGAGACGACCACAAUUCAACUUCAUCAUAUUUCGAUGAAAGACAUUGGAGUGAUAUUAACUUUUGUCGAAAAUAUAAGUUGUGGUACGGCCUGGCAAAGACACUGGCGGAGAAGACAGCUUGGGCGUUGGCGAUGGAUAGGGGGUUGAAUAUGGUGAGUAUCAAUGGAGGAUUGUUGAUGACUCCGGAUUUGUCAAUAAGGAAUCAGUAUUUGAAAGGAGCAUUAGAGAUGUACGAAGAUGGAAUAUUCGUGACAGCCGAUAUAGAUUUCUUGGUUGACUCCCACAUAUGUGUUUUCGAAGAUGCUUCAUCUUAUGGGCGAUAUUUAUGCUUUAACAGCGUUCUUAAUAAGCCUGAAGACGCCUUCAAGUUCGCUUCCAUGAUAACACAUUGCGCGCCUUCGUUACCUCCGAGCAGCAAUGAGCAAGAGACGAGGAUCAUUCAACCGAAAAUAAGCAGCAAGAAAUUGAACAAGUUGAUGUUGGAGUCCGGGAGUCGAUCACAGAGAUGAUGAAUUGAAACGUAUAACAUAUGAUUGUGUUAAAUGGUUGGAUAGAUGGAUUAUAUUUGAAUUUGGUAAUAAAAUAUUGC